AUUUAAGCAUUCCCUCAAGAGGCUGCAGGGCUUGACUCCCAAAGGCUGGCAAAGACACUGAUGUAAAAUGCUGAGCAAGGGUGAAAUAGGGUGUUGGAGCCUGAUGCUGCCCCUGCUAGCUCUUCAUCUGUACAACCUCUAACUUAGUGACCCGUGUUGAACCAGAACUGCAGACUCACAGCACAAAGGCCCCUGCUCUACUCAGAUGCUUUGCCUGGCCACAGGAGAGGAAGAAAGGUGUGAGCAGAGGCAGAAGCUCCCUGUGCCUGCAGGAGGACUUCCCUGAGAGUCCUACCACUCAGCACCUCUCCCUCCCUGAGGGAAGAGGAAAGCCUUACGUCAAGCCACAGAAAUGCUUUUCAGCCCUACCCAAACCCUUGGAACAGUUCCCAGGCAACAUCCAAGGACACUUGUGCAGCCCACUAGCUGCUUCCAGGAGCUGAGAAUAUCUCAAGGUGCCUUUCAAGCACAGGGAGCAGCACAGGAAGCCUACUCAGGAGCCGACAUGCAGCAGAAGAUCAGCUCUUUCUUUAAUUCCAUCUUGGAGCUCGUCCGUACCAAGCACGAGGAGGGCAUCUUCAACACCGUCUGCCUGGCCGUGUUGUUGGGUCUACCCCUUGUUGUCCUCAUYGCCUUCAUUUUCAUCUGUUGCCACUGCUGCUUCUGCAGACGGAGGACAGAAAGCACAAGGAAAGGUGGCUCCAGCAGCAAUGGGCAGCUGCAUGCCGAGAGGAACAAGAAGAAAAAGAAGAAGAAGAAGCAGGAUGAAGAGGACCUGUGGAUCUCAGCUCAGCCCAAGCUGCUCUUGCUGGACAAGAGACCCUCCUUGCCCAUCUARUGGACAGAAGGGCUUUCAGGUCCCCUCCUCUGAGAUGCCACCACUCCUUUCACCUGUGCACCAGGAGGGGCAAGGAGAUGCCAAAGCUGCUGCCACUUUAUGGUGACUUUCAACAGAGGCUGACGCAGCAUGUUGAAGGGCCAACACAAAACAAGGCAGUCAGGCAACAGGUUGUGCAAGCCUCUUCUCUCCCACCAUGACAGCAUGCCCUGGGGCAGAGACCCCUGCAAAGAACAGGUGAGCACACAAGGAUGACCUGCCAACGGGUCCUAUGUACCUCCUGCCACGAGCACAGCGCACACGAACCGGGCUGGCACACAGUGAGCAGCGUGUGAGGCUCUCCCUCUGCACUCAUCUGCAAGCAUGCACGCUGGGGCAGAGAUAAGGGUGCAGAGGAUAACAUUCACAGCCACCUGCACACKCCCCCUGCACAACACAGCUGUGAGCAAAGCAGGCACAGGCACWCCUCGUUUGCUUGCCCUGCCGUGGAGAUGGUGCUUUGGAGACACAAAGAAAGCUGAGUUACCCCACAGCUCAAAGAUGUGCCAUCUUCCAGGCCACCAAACCAAAGUCACUCACAAGCACCUGAAGCCAGAUGCCUCAGCCCAGCCUUAGAGAUCGCAGACACCAUCCUAAGGCAGCACAGCAGAAGGAUGCUUUUCCACUUAGGCUAGAGGCAGGAAGGAGAGAGGAGGCUGGCAGAUUAGCCCUUUUGCACCAGCACUUAAGAAAAUCCCUUCCUUGAAAGACUCUUUUAUACAAACUUGAUUUUAAAGAGCCCACCAUGCUACUGCAAGAGCAGAAACACAACCUGAGGCUGUGUAAAAGCUUUGCUAUGGGCAUUAGACUUAUUUAUUGAAUGACUACUAAAGAAGAGCAGGACCAAAGGCCCCUCUGGAUGGGGCCAGGCACAUCAAAAGCGGUAUUGAAGCAGCAAACAGUUUSCCGGUACAGUCAGCCAUCACCUUUUCCUGCUGCCCUUCUGCCAUGUGUCAGACACACACAGACCCACAAGCACGUGCUGCCCCAGCUGAUGCCACAUGGGCAGCUCURUGUGCUCCACUGAAGGCUUCUGUAUGGCUGUCAGGCUGACCAGCUCUUGGAUUUUAAAUGUGCUGUAGAACCAAAGUAAAUUCUAUGUCCACAGUCACCCGUUACAAAGGAAUAUAUUACACAGCCAGACUAUGCACCUCUCUCCAUCCUCACAUUCCUUGGAAAGAUGGCUAACCUGGGCACAGCAGCUAACAGGACCACACACAGCUCUGGUUUCCCCCUCCACCCCGCCUUAGUUUGUGUUCCCAUCCUGUGUCCCUUGUGCUGGAAGUCUGCUCUGCUCUCCACUCUCUGACCCACCGGACUCUGUCUCCACCAUCACUUUUCAUUGAGGGAUGCAUGUGUGUGAUAAAAAGCCUCUUCACAUCAGGUUUUUGCCYUGUCYGUACACUGGAYGUCUUCCUUCCAUUUUCUUCCAGUYCUUAACUUGCYRGAGCAGACCAGAGUUGCCAGCCAGAGCUGUUACCAAAGCCAGACAUCUGGGAACAAGCAGCCAAACCCACACAGGCAAGCCUGGACUGAGCUGCUGGGCACAGCUUCUUCCAGCCCAGGCAAGGGUGGUGCCACCUUCCCCUGACUUGAAGGACAAAGCCACUGGUUGGAAGUGGCUGCUUGUGCCACCCGGUUCCAACACAGCCUGUUUUGUCUGAUGCAGGCUGUGAUGGUCACAUCRUGUCACGGGGUUUGGCUGCAUGCAGCUGUGCUGGGAACAGCCAGGAAGCUGGGCUCCUCUUCACAUAGCACUUUAAAUUGACCCCGUACAUGCCAAAGCUUGCUUUGUCACACUGAAAUUAGUGACUCCCUUCUCCAAAACAGGAAGCAACAUAUAUUGGUAUAAAAAUGAAGGUUCUGCCACGUGUAGUGCUAGCAAGUGCAGCAAUAGCUCUGGUGUCUGACCCAAGCUUCCAGUCCAGCCAGGAUCCUGGACAGCUAGCACUGCCUUUUGUAUUAUUCUUCUUCCUUCCCUCCUUUCCCCCAUCCAGGUACUUUUCUUUUCUGUCUGCACACUCACCAGGUGGCCCAUGCAGCCCAUGCAGGUGGUGCUGCUGUGAUCCAGAAACAUGAGUGCCCUGGAAGCAGGGUGGUGCUGCCCAGAGGAACAAAAAAAAUAAUCAGAGUAAAGGGUAACACGAUGGGAGAACAGAGGUUUACCAAAACUAGCAGGAGCACAGAGGCAGCAAGCACCAUCAGAGUACAAUCUACCCAGUGUGGAAGUGCCAGGCUUUGCAGGGUUGCUGCAGCGAGGCUUUUUUCCAGAAAGCAUAGCAAGCAACUCUUCAGGUGAGGGCAACCAAUCUCAACAAGAACCAGAAAACUGCCAGGAAAAUGUGAGCACUGUAUCACACAACAUCUCCAGAUUCAGGCUCUGGGGAGUUCAAAGUUAGGUUUGAAUUUCAAAAGCUCCUCAAAAUCAUCAUUCAAAUCACUCCUGGGCUGUGCAGGRAGAGAGACSAGGA
This is a messenger RNA of Malurus melanocephalus (red-backed fairy wren), 3348 nucleotides long. Its product is annotated as KIAA0040 ortholog. The transcript is spliced from 2 exons. The record is from RefSeq and is a predicted model, not a curated record. NCBI's taxonomy places the organism in Eukaryota, Metazoa, Chordata, Aves, Passeriformes, Maluridae. Bases 353 to 871 code for a protein of 172 amino acids.